Molecule: messenger RNA, 357 nt
Organism: Echinostoma caproni
Lineage: Eukaryota; Metazoa; Platyhelminthes; Trematoda; Plagiorchiida; Echinostomatidae
Source: the annotation of a GenBank genome assembly
GAUCAGUUGUUAGCCGAAGUUCCUAAACUGUUGCGAGAAGAAGAUACUGUUUCUCUUAGACGAUUUUACGAAUUGAUCCGCCGCGGUCCAGAUGGUUUUCACGCCCUGCUCCCCCUGUUUGAGCAGUAUAUCAAGCAAACGGGUCUUGAAGAUAUUCGUGUCAAUGCGGAGACAAUGCUUAAGGAUGCUGACAAAUACGUCUGUCGAUUAUUGGACCUUUACUUCCGGUUCUCGCGUGUUGUUGAGGAGGCAUUCAAUAACGAUCCACUUCUGCUUUCCUCACGGGACAAGGCUUAUCAGGAAAUUGUGAACAAUACAUCCGUGUUAACCACGGAUGUACCAACCUCUGUCUCGUGA